AUGAACAUUAGCAUUACUUGCGAUGAAUUGAUGGUCGGAAGGAUGUUGAACGAUUUUCCUUUCGUCGUCGUCGUCGUCGUCGCCACCGCCGAACCAUUAAUUUCCGCUUGUAACAGCUUCACACGUCGAAUGAAUCAACAACAAUGUGGAAAAGAUGUGAAAUGUGUCUGCGUCUUCCAUCAUCCCUUUUCAUUGCUAGAAGCUUAA
Clunio marinus is the source of this 207-nucleotide messenger RNA. NCBI's taxonomy places the organism in Eukaryota, Metazoa, Arthropoda, Insecta, Diptera, Chironomidae. The record is from the annotation of a GenBank genome assembly.